AUGCUUCUCAAAGCUUCUUCGGCCUCCUCUCCCUCGCUCGCUCGCGGGGACAGUUUUUGUCCUCUGUUUUCCUCUGCUCCGCCGUCAUCACCGCCGUCGGUUUCGUACUCGUUCUCGCCUCUGACCUCCUCCACGUCUAUGUCCUCGAUUCUCCGGUUCUCUCCGGCGAGAAAUGAAAGUGGGGUCGUCGUCUGCGCUUCAAAGAACGCGAAUAAUCGGCCGCUUACCGGUGUGGUUUUCGAGCCGUUUGAGGAGGUGAAGAAGGAGCUCGACCUCGUCCCUACUCUCCCACAAGUCUCUCUCGCCCGCCAGAAGUUCACUGACGAAAGCGAGGCCGCCAUUAACGAGCAGAUCAAUGUGGAGUACAAUGUCUCGUACAUUUACCAUGCCAUGUACGCCUAUUUCGACAGGGACAAUGUUGCGCUCAAGGGUCUUGCCAAGUUUUUCAAGGAAUCGAGUGAGGAAGAAAGGGAUCAUGCCGAGAAAUUAAUGGAAUACCAGAAUAAGCGUGGUGGAAGAGUGAAGUUGCAGACAAUUCUGAUGCCUGUGUCUGAGUUUGACCAUCCAGAGAAAGGAGAUGCUUUAUAUACAAUGGAGCUUGCAUUGUCACUCGAGAAACUGACAAAUGAAAAGCUGCUCCACUUGCACAGUGUUGCUGUGAAGAGCAAAGAUCCGCAGUUAACAGAUUUUGUUGAAACCGAGUUUUUGGCUGAGCAGGUGGAAGCAAUCAAGAAAAUAUCUGAAUAUGUUGCUCAACUAAGGAGAGUUGGCAAAGGACAUGGGGUGUGGCACUUCGACCAGGCGCUACUCCACGGGGAUGCUGUUGCUGCGUGAUGAUGAGUUUGUCACUGUUAAAAGUCGUGUUAUGUUGUCUGGUGCGUUGAUUGUAGCUGUUUAUAGGUUUUGGUUGCAUGGUUAGAACCUUUUGUUAGUUUAUCGGAUGAGGAAAAUACACGAGGGACAAAUUUUAGCCAAAUUAGUUGAAUGCAGCUUAUGAAUCUGUUUGGUUUUUACAUAUUUAUGAAUAAUGAAUAGAAGUUGACAUA
This is a messenger RNA of Pyrus x bretschneideri (Chinese white pear), 1046 nucleotides long. Its product is annotated as ferritin-3, chloroplastic-like. Gene Ontology annotation, molecular function: ferrous iron binding; ferric iron binding. The record is from RefSeq and is marked provisional. Gene Ontology annotation, cellular component: cytoplasm. NCBI's taxonomy places the organism in Eukaryota, Viridiplantae, Streptophyta, Magnoliopsida, Rosales, Rosaceae. Gene Ontology annotation, biological process: intracellular iron ion homeostasis; iron ion transport.